This is a messenger RNA of Oncorhynchus gorbuscha (pink salmon), 2699 nucleotides long. RefSeq names its product ubiquitin carboxyl-terminal hydrolase 2-like. The coding region runs from base 715 to 2508 and encodes 597 amino acids. NCBI's taxonomy places the organism in Eukaryota, Metazoa, Chordata, Actinopteri, Salmoniformes, Salmonidae. Gene Ontology annotation, biological process: protein deubiquitination. The transcript is spliced from 13 exons. Gene Ontology annotation, molecular function: cysteine-type deubiquitinase activity. Gene Ontology annotation, cellular component: cytoplasm. The record is from RefSeq and is a predicted model, not a curated record.
CUUUCUGUUAUUUUGCCUGUUGGUAGCCGAGGCCUACUGUUUGUUCGUUUUGCUUAUCCAUCUUUUGUUUUGUUGAAGAGACAAGGGAUAUUGUUUCUCCGAAAAUCAUCUUGAGACCUAUUUAUUCAUUGGCAAUUUUCUGUUGGCUGUUGAACGAGACCUAUUCCUUGAACUCUGGCUGUGCCAGUGUUGUGGGGACACAGGUCUGUUGGUAUGGUGUGUUUGGACCAUAAUGGGAUGCAAGUUCUGCAUUAUUCAACUACUCAACAAGUACAGAAUGUCUGAAACAGGACUUUAAAUAGGAAGGCAAAAUCUUUUUUUCCUGAAACCAUAUUUUCAAGGAAGAUCAUUUUUGUGGAUUUGACAACAAGCACUGAAGAAUAGUCUACAGUCAUUAUGCAUUUUUUUAGUAUUAUAGCUGAACCUAAAAUACUGAGAACUUGUUGACUGGAGGCCUGUGGUGAAAGAUCACUUGGACCUAUUUCUGUGCCUGUCAAGUGAUGCAGUUGAUGAGGAGGCAUGAGAUGUAGCCUAGGUCACUUUCGGCUUACGGUCUGAUCAGUGAGAAGUCCCUGUGACUGUGAAUGUGUCUGUGAGGUACAUUAGGAUGAGCGGGCUCCGCUCUAUCGCUGCCUGCGGGGACUGAGAGACACCGCUCUGUACACAGCAGUCGAUGCGGUCUUCCACCGCAUCACCCGUGGCUGAGAAUCCAGCAUGUCUCGCGUCUCCACCACCGCCAAGCGCUACACCGGCUCCUCCUAUACCAGUACCUAUAGCUCCUAUGGCUCCUCCCUGACGCCAUCCUCCCUCAGCUCCUACACCUCCGACCGGGACAGGCUGCCCUCCUACAGGAGCAACGCUGCCUCCUCCUCUGGCUACUCCUCCUCCAGCUACCUGAGCAGCGCCGCCAGCCGCGCCCGCAACUACAGCACCUCCUUGGAGCUCGACCGGGGCCGGCCCAUCCCCCGCACUGACCUCCUGAGUAGCAGCAGCCGGCGCAGCGAGAGCCUGAGCCGCACCCCGGUGAAGACCUAUGGCUCGUCGGGCCUGAGCGGCGGCUCCGGUUACACUGGCUACAGCAGCUACUCCUCGUCCACCACGCCCAGCCGCUCCAGCUACCUCUCCUCGUCGCCUGGCGCAUCCAGCAUCUCCCUCAGCCGCCGGAGGUCGUCGAGCCAGAGUGACCUGACGCGGGACCUGUCGUCCCUGGGCCUCAACGAGCCCACGUCCCCUUCCUCCUCCUCCUCCUCGAGCGCCCUGAGGGGUUACCGGAGCAGGGCCAGCGAUGUGGCCGACUCCUACAACAGCAGCCUGCAGAGCUCCAGCUAUGGCCUGUCCCACAGCGCCACGCAGGAGGCCUUGAGCAGCAGCAGCCUGAAGAGCGGUGGUGGUAGCCGCUUCACCUCCUCCUACGAGAGGAGCGACAGCAGCAACGGACGACCCAGCUCCCCCACCAGGGACUCCCCGAACUCCAAGAGUGCGCAGGGCCUGGUGGGCCUACGGAACCUGGGAAAUACCUGCUUCAUGAACUCCAUCCUGCAGUGUCUCAGCAACACGCACAACCUCCGGGACUACUGCCUCCACAACUCCCACCGACGCGACCUUAACAAAAACAGCCGCACCAACACCGGGGCACUCAUGGAGGAAUUUGCCAAGCUCCUCCAGACCAUGUGGACGUCGUCGAGCAGCGAGGCGGUCGGCCCGUCGGAGUUCAAAACUCAGAUCCAGAGAUACGCCCCCCGAUUUGUGGGAUACAACCAACAGGAUGCCCAGGAGUUCCUGCGCUUCCUGCUGGACGGGCUGCACAACGAGGUAAACCGGGUCACGGUGCGGCCGCGGGGCAGCUCAGAGGACUUUGACCACUUGCCUGACCGGGAGAAAGGGGAUAGAAUGUGGAGCAAGUACCUGGAGAGAGAGGACAGUAAAAUAGUGGACCUGUUUGUGGGUCAGCUGAAGAGCUCGUUGACAUGCAGCACGUGUGGCUACUGCUCCACUGUCUUUGACCCCUUCUGGGAUCUCUCUCUACCCAUCGCCAAGAAGGGCUACGGAGAAGUGAGUCUGAUGGACUGCAUGAGUCUCUUCACCAAAGAGGAUGUGCUCGAGGGCGAUGAAAAACCAACGUGCUACAGGUGUAAAGCCAGAAGAAGAUGCACAAAGAAGUUCACUGUACAGAAAUUCCCCAAGAUCUUAGUGCUUCAUCUGAAACGCUUCUCUGAAGCGCGGAGAACCAGCAAACUGUCCACAUUUGUCAACUUCCCCAUGGAGAAACUGGACCUCAGGGAGUUUGCCUCGGAAAACAGCAUAAAUGCAGUUUAUAACCUGUACGCAGUGUCCAAUCACUCAGGCACGACCAUGGGUGGCCACUACACAGCGUACUGUCGCAACCCCACCUCGGGAGAAUGGUACACGUUCAAUGACUCCAGAGUAACGCCAAUGUCCUCCAGCCAAGUGCGCAGCAGUGAUGCCUACGUGCUGUUCUACGAGCUGGCCUCCUCCUCGCGGAUGUGAGGGCCUCCCGGAGGAGGAGGGCACUGCAGACGGGAGGGAGGAAGAGGAGGGCAAAGCCAGUUCCAUUAGGACUAAUCACAUCCACAACAGAGAGAGGCUACUACUUCCCCAACUUCAUCCACAACAGAGAGAGACUACUACUUCCCCAACUUCAUCCACAACAGAGAGAGGCUACUACUUCCCCAACUUCA